Molecule: messenger RNA, 1475 nt
Organism: Oryza sativa Japonica Group (Japanese rice)
Lineage: Eukaryota; Viridiplantae; Streptophyta; Magnoliopsida; Poales; Poaceae
Product: histone deacetylase 8
Molecular function (GO): histone deacetylase activity
Source: RefSeq, a predicted model, not a curated record
AUGGCGUCCUCCUCGGUGGCGGCGACGGCGGCGGAGCCGGGGCCGCACGCGGCGGGAGAGAAGGUGGCGGCGGCCGCGGUGUUCUGGCACGAGGGCAUGCUGGCCCACGACGCCGGCCGCGGCGUGUUCGGCAGGGGCCUCGACCCGGGCUUCCUCGACGUGCUCGACCAUCACCCGGAGAACGCCGACCGCGUCCGCAACAUGGUCUCCAUCCUCCGCCGCGGCCCCAUCGCGCGCUUCCUCUCCUGGCACUCCGGCCGCCCCGCCCACGCCGCCGAGCUCCUCUCCUUCCACUCUGCCGAGGAGCUCGUGCAAGCAGAUUCUGCUGGUGCCAACAACAACAAGAUAUGUGAAUGCACUUUCUUGAACCCUGGUUCCUGGGAUGCUGCGCUUCUGGCGGCUGGAACAACCUUAUCAGCGAUGAAGCACAUACUAGACGGGCAUGCCAAGAUUGCCUACGCCUUGGUCCGACCCCCUGGCCAUCAUGCGCAACCCGACCGUGCCGAUGGCUACUGCUUUCUGAACAAUGCCGGGCUUGCAGUGAAGCUGGCUCUGGAUUCAGGGCGCAGAAGGGUCGCCGUUGUUGAUAUCGAUGUGCACUAUGGGAAUGGCACUGCAGAGGGGUUCUACCACACAGACAGCGUGCUGACGAUCUCUCUUCACAUGAAGCAUGGUUCAUGGGGUCCAUCGCAUCCCCAGAGCGGCUUGGUUGAUGAGACUGGUGAAGGCAGGGGUCUUGGGUACAAUCUCAAUAUCCCUCUGCCUAAUGGCAGUGGGGAUGCAGGGUAUGAAUAUGCGAUGAAUGAAUUAGUCGUUCCGGCCAUUGAGAAGUUUCGCCCUGAGCUUAUGGUUUUCGUUGUUGGCCAAGAUUCUAGUGCGUUUGAUCCUAAUGGAAGACAGUGCUUAACCAUGGAUGGUUAUAGGAAAAUUGGACAAAUAAUGAGGGGCAUGGCUGAUCAACACAGCAAUGGUCAAAUACUGAUUGUCCAGGAAGGAGGUUAUCACAUCACCUAUUCGGCAUAUUGUCUGCAUGCAACGCUGGAAGGUGUUUUGAAUCUGCAGGCCCCAUUGCUUGAUGACCCAUUGGGUUUUUAUCCAGAUGAUGAAAAAUACACCAUGCAAGCCGUGGACAUCAUCAAGAAAUGCUGGAAAGAAUCUAUUCCGUUCUUGAAGGAUAUAUAGAAAUCCAAGCCUCAAUUUCAUAUCAAGAGUCUAGGCUCAUGGUCUUUCGCCUUAAAGUACAUAUGUACUGGAGAAGCAUCCGAAUGCUUGCCCCUCUCAUGAACGACCUCCAAAUUUUCAAUUCUCACUGGUAUUGUAUGUAUCAUGUAGUUGUACCAUUGUUUACUUGCAGAACCAGUAAGAAAUAACAGGGGUUAAACAAACUAGACAAAACUUCAACCCCUUUACUAUAUAGCAGAAGCUCCUAUAUAUAAUCCCAUAUCCGGUAGUGGAGGCCAUGGCAGAUUUCACCA